AUGACACUUCCUCCUCUCCAACCCCAACUCCCCACGCCCCCCAUCCUCGCCAAUCUCCUCCUCAACACUGAGAACCGGAAACCCAUCCAAAAUCUCUUGAAUCCGAUCAAAAAGCCUCCAAAUCCUCAUCACCACCCUCAUCGCGCGGGAGAUUUCUUCCCGAUCCGUUUCCGUAACAUUGACAAAUUUUGGGACGGGAAAAUUCUCCGGGUUUGGUUGGUGGGGAGACAGAGUCCUGAGGAGUGGUUUGAGGAUUUGCAGGAUUGGCGACAGGGGAGCAUGGGGAGGAGGGAUUGGCGAGGGAGGGGGGUGGUGAGUUUCAUGGUUGAUGGACGAAUUGGGUGGGAUAUUGGGAGUCUGUGGGGUGGUUGA
Molecule: messenger RNA, 372 nt
Organism: Pseudocercospora fijiensis CIRAD86
Lineage: Eukaryota; Fungi; Ascomycota; Dothideomycetes; Mycosphaerellales; Mycosphaerellaceae
Exons: 3
Coding region: 1-372 (123 amino acids)
Source: RefSeq, a predicted model, not a curated record